Molecule: messenger RNA, 836 nt
Organism: Verruconis gallopava
Lineage: Eukaryota; Fungi; Ascomycota; Dothideomycetes; Venturiales; Sympoventuriaceae
Product: thioredoxin
Exons: 3
Coding region: 124-624 (166 amino acids)
Molecular function (GO): protein-disulfide reductase activity
Source: RefSeq, a predicted model, not a curated record
CAACCGCAGAACAGACAUCCAACUAAUCACAGUCUUGACCGCACACCAUUCCCGCCCCCACCUAGCAUAACUCCAUUUGUUUCACUUGCCCUGCAGCGUGUGCUCCAACACUUGCAUAUAUACAUGUCUGUCCCAUUCGCCGUCCUCAAACGCACACUGCUCACAUCCGCGCCACGACUUAGACUGUCCACGUCGACGACGACGGUGCUCGCAUCCCGAUUUUCAUCGAGACCGAGCUUUCACGCAUUCCAGAACAUAAACUACGCCUCAAGAAGAGCAUUCGCCAUGGCCACUGAAGCUGCUAAGGACGGCGGUGUCCACAACCUCGCCUCAAAGUCGGACUGGGAGAACGUUCUCAAGGAGAAGGGCCUUCUCGUGCUCGACUGCUUCGCAACCUGGUGCGGCCCUUGCAAGAUGAUCGCCCCCAAGGUCGUCGAGUUCUCCAAGGAGUACACCAACGUGCGAUUCUACAAGAUCGAUGUUGACGAGGUCCCGGACGUCGCCCAGGAGCUCGGCAUCCGCGCCAUGCCCACGUUCCUGCUGUUCAAGGACGGCGAGAAGGUCGAGGAGGUCGUCGGCGCGAACCCGAACGCCAUCAAAGCCGCCAUCGAAAAGCACGCGUAAGCCGCUUCCUCGUGUUGGGCGGUGAAUUGCAAAGCACCAUCUGAUGGCGUACAGUCGUAGCGCACACCUAUAGGCGAUGGUAUUUUGAUCAUGAGCUUGAUAGAACUAUGAAACGGUACAAAUGAUGAGGCGGCCGAUGCCUCUAGAAGCACACAUGAGUAAAAAAAAAAUGCAUUGCUGUCGCCUCCAUGGGCGCACAUCCUUUUUCGAAA